Schistocerca gregaria is the source of this 1191-nucleotide messenger RNA. RefSeq lists its product as uncharacterized. Gene Ontology annotation, cellular component: CURI complex; UTP-C complex. Gene Ontology annotation, molecular function: nucleic acid binding. Lineage: Eukaryota; Metazoa; Arthropoda; Insecta; Orthoptera; Acrididae. Gene Ontology annotation, biological process: rRNA processing; ribosomal small subunit assembly. The record is from RefSeq and is a predicted model, not a curated record. The transcript is spliced from 3 exons. The coding region runs from base 34 to 1050 and encodes 338 amino acids.
UUUAUUAAAGUAGCAAAGUUCAAAGCAUGCAGCAUGGAUGAAAAUUCAUUAAAGCUACCAUUUUUUAGUGCUUUUUAUGCCCUUCCUAUCAAUUUAACCCCCCUGUUAUUAGGAUGCCUUUAUUUCCGACCAUAUAAGUAUCGUAGUUGCCAUUCUAUUACAACAAAUACAAAAGACUCUACUCAAAAUGAGGUCAACCAAGAAAGAGACUAUAGAACUAUAUAUGUCAGAAACCUAUGGCCAGGCUGCUCAGAAAAAGAUUUAAUUGAUAUAUUUGGACAGUGCGGCUUGAUCGAAGAAAUAAUCCUAGGAUCUGAGGAUUUAGAUGGGUCAGACAACGCAAAUCUGCUCUCCGGUUUAAAUAGUGCAAUGACGAAUAUUCUACAAAAUAAAGCGCCAAUAAAUAUUGGAAAUUUAGACCACGCACCGGCACCAUCACAACUUAAGUUUUUGCAGUUGGAACUUGAAAAACUGCAGCGUAACAUUAUAGAUGAAUUUGAGCCAUCGAAACAUAGUGAAUGUGCCUUGAUAGUGUUUGGUGAUGUAGAAUCUUUCGAAUUUGCAAUACGAGACCUUAAUAUCAUGUCUGUAUACGGAAAAUUCAACUCUAUCCGAAAAACCGAGUCAUUGGCCAUCAAAUCCUAUUUAGAUGAAUGGCGUAGAAAGUACAUAAUAGAUGAGAAUCAGCUUCAGGCUAAAGCCGACAUUGAGCUAGCAAAAUAUGACUAUAAUGUAAAUAAAAAAAGGAAAAUUGAAGACCAACUGGCAACGACAGAAGAUGCCGAGGGAUGGACAGUUGUUGCACCCCGCGGUCAUAAGCGUGCACUUGGAGGCGCUGGACUAACAGUUUCUACUGCCACAAUUUCACAGAAGGCCCUAUUAAACCGGAAAAUAGCACAAGACCGACGAUUGGUCAAAAAUGAUUUUUACUUAUUUCAAUUGCAAAAAGGAGAUGAUUCAAAACUUCAAAAUCUACAAUACAAAUUAAACACCGACAAGAAAACUUCGAUGAAAAUUUAUAGAAAGAGCAGAAGGUUUAGACCUGAAUAGCGGGCAUUUUUGUAGUAAUUUUACGAGAUAUUCGUGGGAAACAACUAGCACGAUUGACAAUUAAACUGGGCUUAUUUAAAGCUGGCAGCUUUCAAUAAAAGAUCGAACUUAAUAAAAAAAUGAGAUAUCGAUGUCAAAGAA